This is a messenger RNA of Paraglomus brasilianum, 160 nucleotides long. NCBI's taxonomy places the organism in Eukaryota, Fungi, Glomeromycota, Glomeromycetes, Paraglomerales, Paraglomeraceae. The record is from the annotation of a GenBank genome assembly.
AAAAACGAAUGACAACAAUGCCGGUGAGAGUGAGGCGAAGAACGACACAGCGAAAAUUGAGAAACUAACAGUUAAAUCCGACCAAGAAAGCGAGACAUACCUCUCUACUUCAACAACUCGAGAAAAAGGCAAGAUGGCACAUCCGAGACAAAAGAAAUAA